Chrysemys picta bellii (western painted turtle) is the source of this 833-nucleotide messenger RNA. The record is from RefSeq and is a predicted model, not a curated record. Lineage: Eukaryota; Metazoa; Chordata; Testudines; Emydidae.
GCUGGGCUUUCAGCCAGCACAAUGAGAUCCAUAGACUUCUCUGUCAACCUGUUACAUAAGUCUUGGUUUGACAAGCCAGGCACUGCCCCUUUCACGGUGUAUUGCAAUCCUCAUUUAUUCACUGAAUGGGGAUUAGCAAAUGACUGGGGAGGAGAAUAAAUUAUUUGCAGUCACCUGAUAGUUUAAAUACUAUAUUAUAGGUAAGGUCUAUGCAGUAGCUAAUAUGACGGGCAUUAGUGCUUCACGCUGCUAAUUUCUGCCAACGGACACUGAUCAUAUUUUUAUUGCACCCUUUGCAUUUUACCCUGUGCAGCAAUUUGCUUAUUGAAAGGCAAUGGAGUGGACGGAUCCCAUUUCCAUAUUUUUACUUUUUGUCCUGACUGUUCUGUUUAUUAUGAAAACUGAAAAAUUCUGGACUAGCAACUUCCAAGAGAAUUUCCCCCCGGGACCAAAGCCUUUACCCAUCAUUGGAAAUCUGCAUAUAAUGGACCUGAAGAGGCCCUACCGGACUAUGCUGGAGCUGUCAAAAAAAUAUGGCCCAGUCUUCAGCAUUCAGAUGGGAUGCCAGAAAAUGGUGGUGCUCUCGGGAUAUGAGACAGUGAAGGAGGCUCUUGUGAACCAGGCAGAUGCUUUUGCAGGGAGACCUAAAGUACCAGUAUCUGAACAUCUUUCAAAAGGAUAUGGUGUUAUUUUUUCUCACGGCAAUAACUGGAAAGUGAUGCGAAGAUUUACUCUCACGACCUUACGAGACUUUGGAAUGGGCAAGAGGGCCAUAGAGGACCGGAUUGUUGAAGAAUACGGAUUUCUGAUGAAGGAUAUUGAAUCUCAUAAAG